UAUGUGUGAGAGAAGCAGGUGACCCUAGUGAAGGUGUAAAACGUGUCUCCCGGUUUUCUAUUAAAGCUGUGUAGUGGGUAUAUAGUCGGCUAGCUUGUAAGCUAAGAGUGGCUAAAAUGAACUACCAGAUGAACGGUUUCAUUAACAACAGCAGCUCGGUUUACAAUGAAGACUGCUUCCUCUUCUCUUCUGAGUCAGUUGGAGAAGGACACCCCGAUAAAAUCUGUGACCAAAUCAGCGAUGCCGUGUUGGAUGCACACCUCAGACAAGAUCCUGAUGCCAAAGUAGCAUGUGAAACUGUUGCCAAGACUGGGAUGAUCCUGUUGGCUGGGGAAAUCACCUCCAGGGCUAAUGUGGACUACCAGAAGGUUGUCAGGGACACAAUUAAACAUAUUGGCUAUAACGACUCUUCGAAAGGCUUUGAUUACAAGACUUGCAAUGUGCUGGUGGCUUUGGAGCAGCAGUCCCCUGACAUUGCCCAGGGCGUUCACCUGGAUCGCAAAGAGGAGGAUGUCGGAGCCGGUGAUCAGGGUCUGAUGUUUGGGUAUGCCACUGAUGAGACAGAGGAGUGCAUGCCGCUUACCAUUGUCCUGGCUCACAAGCUCAAUGCCAAGAUGGCUGAAUUGCGCAGAAAUGGAGAGCUGCCCUGGCUCCGCCCCGAUUCCAAGACUCAGGUGACUGUUCUGUACAGGCAGGAUAGAGGAGCCAUGGUACCUCUGCGCGUCCACACAAUUGUGAUCUCUGUGCAACACGAUGAGGCCGUAGGUUUGGAUGAGAUGCGUUGCUCUCUGAAGGAGCGGGUGGUGAAAGCCGUGGUUCCCAGCGGGUUUCUUGACGAUGAGACAAUCUACCACCUGCAGCCCAGUGGGCGCUUUGUCAUUGGAGGACCACAGGGUGAUGCUGGACUGACCGGGCGUAAGAUUAUUGUCGAUACUUACGGGGGUUGGGGAGCCCAUGGCGGUGGAGCUUUUUCUGGGAAGGACUACACAAAGGUAGACCGCUCUGCAGCCUACGCUGCCCGUUGGGUGGCCAAAUCUCUAGUAAAAGCUGGGCUCUGCAAGCGUGUCUUGGUCCAGGUAUCCUAUGCCAUUGGUGUUUCCCAUCCCCUCUCUGUCUCAAUCUUCCACUACGGGACCUCCCAGAAGAGUGAAAGGGAGCUGCUGGACAUUGUGAACAAGAACUUUGACCUCCGUCCAGGAGUUAUUGUCAGGGAUCUUGACCUGAAGAAGCCCAUCUACCAGCACACAGCAGCUUACGGUCACUUUGGUCGUGACGUCUUUUCAUGGGAGGUGCCAAAGAAGCUGAUGUACUGAACACCCCCCUCCUGUUUAAUGGGCCUUGUGUCUGUCAUCCUUCUUCCAGUCUUCUCCCUUUUUAAAAUUCGUCCUCUCACAAACAGCCACACUUUGACAGCCUUUGCUACAUACAAAAUGCCCUUUAUCCACAUGUUGGUACACAUCCCUGCAGAGAAAAAAAAUGGCUAUUUCAGUUCAGUUGCCAAGACCAGAGUUUAAGCGCUGCGGCCAGAUUCAAAUAAUUUCUGGUGCAUUUCUUUUUAUUUUGCAUAAUUAAUGGCGAUCAUGUUUCCUGGCACACCUAUGGAAAGAGUGCACUGAUUUGUAUGUCAGCAAAUCUGGUAUUAUUGACACCUCCAUAUUAAAACCAUACUUGCAUACAGUAAUGAAAACACUUCUAGUAUUCCACAACCUUCAAAUUCAGAAUCUCACUGCAGUGUAGUUUUAGAAGUGAUCAGUGGAAAUGUUUUGUCUAACUUGACGGUAACUACACAGUACAGAAACGUCUUCUAUUCCACUUGCACUCCUUUUUUUAAAAAAAAAAAAAAAAUGUAUAUUUUUUUUUAUAAACCUCUUGAUGGCAAAGAUGGGUCAAACGCUACAGUUUUCUAUUUAUUUCUAUUUUUGUUUGUGCUGUCCCUUCAGGCCAGUGUUUUCUGACGUUUUACAGAGAAGUCAGAAGCUGCUAUGAUCUCGUGGUUAUGUUGGGCUGUACCUCGAUUUAUUUUGUAGGCUUUAAAACCAUGUGAAUGUUACAAAUGAUGUUAAAUGUGUCAACGUUCUGCUGACCAAGAUGAAGGCACAGUACUUGGCAUUACCGAGACAGAGUCUGGGUGUAUUACAGAGAAACCUGGGCUCCGUCACCUCUAAGCAGGGGCUGCCUUUAUCUCAUGGAAACACCGUACUUAAAUAUUUUAUGAUGGUGUUUGAAUGUGGGACCUAAGUUUGACUAGCAAGGAGGGACAACUGAAUGUUUGUCAAGUCGAUUUUAUUUUUUAAAUUCUGAAAACUUUUCCCAAUCUUGUUGCCUAUCCUGGUUUGUCCCGCCUGAACUCAAUGGGAAAGUGGAACAUGAAGAGUAAAGCUACAUCACAAAGAUGUGAGCACCGCACAGCUUCAGUUAGUAGUUUUAAGGUUACCUAAAACGCAUAUUGCAUGUACAGAUGCUGUUAAUCGAAUGCAGAAGUUGUAAAAGAAGCUUUUCUUUUAAAAUAUUUGUUUUUAAAGCGAUGUAUUCAUAUUUAAUGCCAUACAUUGUGGGCUAUGAUUGUGACAAAUCAAAUGUUUCCAUGAGAAACUGUUCUGAGAUAACUGCUGUUCUUUUAAAGAGACUGAUACACUUUUUUGCUAAAACUCUAGAUUGUUCAUGUAUGUGUGAUUGUCAGACCCUGGCUAGAUUCAAACCUGAGGCUUUUAUGGAGUUUUUGCCUUUAAAUGCUUUUCCUGUUGCACUUCUCACCUAAAUGCUGAUUCAACUCAGGCUUGCAGCAUUUGGAUGUUCCUGUGUUGGUUAUUGGCAGGUUUAAAAUAUGCCUGCAUCAUGCAGCUAGAUGGUGCUGUGUUCCCCAAAAUUAUAGUGAAGUAGGUUUUUAGUCUGACUCCUGUAGCACCACCUUGUGGCUCGUUGCAUGUACUACAGAUUUAAAUUGCUCCUACAAAUCUGGCAAACAUGUCUGAAAGAGGGUUAAUGUUCCCCUCACCUUUGUUCAGACACUCCCACAAUAGUUACGGUCAUCCUGCAGGCUUUAUAUCUGGCAUUUGUGCAAAAGACUACUUGCGCUUAUUGACAUCUGCACCCUCACACACAACCUCUGACAGAGGGAGGGAGAGAUCAGUUGUAGACGACUGUUUUAAUCUUGCCGCCGAGUGGAAGAGUUGGUGGGAUAACUUGCCAUGUCCAGUGUAUUUAUUUCUAGGUUGCUGUCUUGUGAGUUGAGCAACCCACAGAGAUGCAGGUGUCGCAUUUAUGUGACUGCGUUCAUUCAGACUUGGCGCAUGCUUAAAGUGAUAUAUUAAUGUUGCAGUGUUUGGUAAGAUUUUAUUUUUUCAUCGUGCUCCUUCAGGCAUGCAGCAAACGCAUCAGGAUGCAAUCACAAUAACAGGAUGCUGUGGCUGACGGGCUAAUGUCACACUGGUUAUUUAAGGAACCUACUUUUUAAACUUUGUCUCCUCUCGCUCAUCCACAGAUGGAGAAAAUAGUAGUUGGUGUUGUACAGAGAAACCAGCCUGUUUACAUGUCUCCUGUGGAUGAUGUGUUUGAGGAGCACUCCCUCCCUUGUUCAGUUUUUGUUUUUUAAAAUCAUUUAAGUCUGCCAGCAGUUGCUAAACAUGGGGGGUAAAAAAAAAAAAGAAAAAAAAAGUGCCUUUUCUCCUCUUGCAAAUUUCCUCUUCCCCUACCUCAAAGUACACAACUUACCAUUUUGACCCUGACAACCCCAAGGCUAGUUUCCGUCUUUGGCGUUUCCGAGUGUGAUUUGUUGUUGACUUUCUCUUAAACUGUUGAAAUAAAAUGCACCCUUGCUUUGUGCUUACAGGCUGUGCUUGUUUUAUGUGAAGGGCUAACUUCAACAUCUUUAAACUGUGCUGCUGUAGAUGAUACUUUCAUGUUUUUAAAUAAAGCAGAAGUGAUCCUGUCUGCGAGGUGGUAAAGACGAA
Maylandia zebra (zebra mbuna) is the source of this 3950-nucleotide messenger RNA. It is a transcript of the gene mat2aa, whose product is annotated as methionine adenosyltransferase 2Aa. Gene Ontology annotation, molecular function: methionine adenosyltransferase activity; ATP binding. Gene Ontology annotation, biological process: S-adenosylmethionine biosynthetic process. The record is from RefSeq and is a predicted model, not a curated record. NCBI's taxonomy places the organism in Eukaryota, Metazoa, Chordata, Actinopteri, Cichliformes, Cichlidae.